GCAACCACAAACAACCAUGUUUAAAUUCGUUGUAUUCGCCGCUCUUUUGGCCGUCGCCUUGGCAACUCCUGAACCAAAACCAGGUGUUUUAGCUUACACAGCGCCAUUGGCUUACUCGGCUGCUUACGGAUCGCCUAAUGCUUACGCCGCUCCUUACGCUUACGCUGCCGGAGGAUACGCCGCACCGUACGCUUACAACGCUUACUCUUCCUAUCCAGCUUACCCAGCAUACUCCGGUUACUCCGCUCCGAUCGUCAAGUAUUAUUAAUUUGAAGA
Molecule: messenger RNA, 276 nt
Organism: Nicrophorus vespilloides
Lineage: Eukaryota; Metazoa; Arthropoda; Insecta; Coleoptera; Silphidae
Product: neuropeptide-like 4
Exons: 2
Coding region: 17-268 (83 amino acids)
Source: RefSeq, a predicted model, not a curated record